Penicillium antarcticum is the source of this 804-nucleotide messenger RNA. RefSeq names its product alpha/beta fold hydrolase. The record is from RefSeq and is a predicted model, not a curated record. NCBI's taxonomy places the organism in Eukaryota, Fungi, Ascomycota, Eurotiomycetes, Eurotiales, Aspergillaceae. The transcript is spliced from 2 exons. The coding region runs from base 1 to 804 and encodes 267 amino acids.
AUGCCCUUCGUCCAAGCAAACAGCCACCGCCUCAACUAUGCCGACUCCCACCCCGCAGGUCCUCCAACCCCAACAGGCCUAACCUUCAUCUUCAUCCACGGCCUCGGCUCCUCGCAAAACUACUACUACCCCGUAAUUCCACAUCUAACAGACUCCCACCGCUGCAUCACAAUCGACACAUACGGCUCUGCCCGCUCUCCCUACACAAAUGAUGACGUCUCAAUCCCACACAUAGCAGAAGAUGUCAUUGGCGUCCUGGAUGCCUUGAGAGUACGCAAGGCCGUGGCCGUCGGCCAUUCCAUGGGUGGUCUCGUGGUAAUUGAGCUUGGCGCGCGGUAUCCGGAUCGUAUGCAGGGCGUUGUGGCCAUUGGACCCACGCAUCCGUCGGAUAUGCUCGUGACCGUCAUGAGUAAGAGGUCGGAGACAGUUCUCGAAUCUGGGAUGGAAUCAAUGGCAAACACAAUCCCCUUCGGAGCUGUAGGCUCGCGCAGCACGCCCCUCCACAAGGCUUUUAUUCGGGAACUGAUCUCCGGUCAGGAUCCUAAGGGCUAUGCGGCGCUUUGUCGGGCUAUUGCUAGUGCGAAGCCGGCUGAUUAUGCUGCUGUUAAGGCGCCUUUCUUGCUUAUUGCGGGCGAGGAGGAUAAGUCUGCUUCUAUGGAGGGGUGUCAGUAUAUCUUUGAUCAUGUUUCGAGUGAGAAGAAGUUUUUGGAGGUUCUUAAGGGGGUGGGACAUUGGCAUUGUAUUGAGGCUGCUGAUGAGGUUGGAGGGUUGAUUGCUAAGUUUGCGGGUGUUGCUAGGACUUAG